GGUUCAUUUGUAGCCAGUUAAAGAGAAGGAGUGGCAGAACCUAUAAACCUAUCCAAUGAGUAUGAGCCUAUUGCUGGCAGACUGAGCUUCACUAAUUAGUUUAAAACUCUAAUUGUUACACCGUACUGUGCAGUUUGGCCUUAUUGCUCGGUUUUGGGUCAGUACAGAAACCGACAUCAGAAUGAGUCCAAAUCGGUUCCUCCUGUGUGUCUGCAUCCUGGGGCUCAUCGCUGGAGGGGCAGCCAAAGUACAAUAUGCCUUGACCAUCCCGGCUCUGUUAAAGAGUGGGGAAACCCAGAGGGCCUGUGUUAAUCUCAUUGGCUAUCAUCAACCUCUUGCCCUCAGUGUUGUGUUAGAGCACCAAAGAGUCAACAUCUCCAUCUUCUCUGAGAAAGUUCAGCCCCCACAUUACUUCAAAUGCAAUAAGUUCAUGGUUCCCACAGUGAUCACAAAUGCACCUGAUUUUGUGACCCUUUCUGUCUCUGGAGGGGGUGAAGACAUUAAGGAUCGCAAGGCAGUGGUUAUUGCCCCACUGAAUACCAUUUGCCUCAUCCAAAUGGAUAAACCGGUGUACAAGCCCGGGUGCAAGGUCCGGUUUCGCCUGAUUUCCCUAAAUACCAUGCUCCUGCCAAUAUCAGAGAAGUACACAGCAGUAUAUUUAGAGGACCCAUCAGGGAGCCGCAUUGCCCAGUGGCAGAACCAGGAAUCAGUGGGUGGCGUUGUCCAGUUGGAAUUCCCUUUGAUCAGUGAUGCAGCUCCUGGAUCCUAUACCAUCACGGCUGAGGGAGAAUCUUGCGAGUCUGCAAGGCAGGGAUUUACAGUAGAUGAAUACAUACUGCCCAGAUUCAGUGUCAUUGUGGAUCCUCCUAACACUAUAUCUAUAUUGGAUGAUAUUCUGACACUCAACGUCUCUGCUAUAUACACCUAUGGGCAGCCAGUGCCAGGGUCAGUGACUAUAAAAUGCUGCCGUGAGGCAAGUUCCUACUAUGGCCGGAAAGGAAACUGUUUCAAGGGCAACAGGGGUAUUUGUACAAAUAUUACAGGAGAGUUGGGCCCAGACGGAGCAUUCUAUGGUGUUGUCAGCCUCCUGCCUUUCCAAAUGGGCCAGUCAGGAUUUCAGAUGAGCCUUGGAGUAGCUCUCACUGUGACAGAAGAAGGCACAGGCAUCCAAGUCACUCAUCAGUUCUUCAUUAUGAUCACCAGCCAACUUGCAACUCUUAUCUUUGACUAUGAUGCUUUGAAGGAAUUUUACAAACGUGGAAUCCCAUAUCUUGUUAAGGUGAUUCUGACUGAUGCAAAUGACAAUCCCAUGGCUAAUGAACAAGUGGAAGUGGAGUUGGCAGGAAAAACAAUAGGCGCUGUGCUGACGGAUAAGGAGGGGAGAGCAGAAUAUGCUAUAGACACAUCCAGCUUUGUGCAGGAGAACUUUACUGUAGUGGUUAGUUACGAAAACCCACACCAGUGCUAUUACACAGAGUGGGAGGGUCCUGACUUUCCCACUGCUCAACACUUUGUAAUGCGCUUCUAUUCUGAGACCGGAAGCUUUCUUGAUAUUCAAGGUUCAUCGGUGGAGCUGAACUGUGGGCAAGUUCAUAACAUCAGUGUGAGAUACAUCCUUAGUCUAGAUGGAAUGGGAGAGGGCGCAACAACUGCCACUUUCUACUACUUGGCUAUGUCUAGAGCGAAGAUUGUACAACAUGGCCAGCGGGAUGUGCAUCUUAACCAAUCUAAAAGUGGCCUUUUUAACAUUGGUCUGAAUGUAACCUCAGACUUGGCUCCUGGUGCUGAACUCAUUGUCUAUUGCAUUCUGGACCUGGAACUUAUUGCCGAUACUAUUAGUUUGGAUAUUGAAAAGUGCUUCCAAAAUCAGGUUUCCCUUAGUUUUUCAGAUGAUCUAGGGCCCACUGCCUCCAAUGUCAGCCUGAAUCUGUCAGCUGCUCCGGGAUCCCUGUGUGGAGUUAAAGUAAUUGAUUCCAGCCUCUUGCUCAUCAACCCGUAUGAAUCUCUCUCUGCUUCUGGUGUGUAUUAUUCCAUACCAUAUCUAUCACUCUUUGGCUACAAUUAUGGUGGGUUUAAUUUGGAGGAGCCAGAGCCUCCCUGUGAGGACCCAAACACUGUCAUUUUUUGCAAAGGAAGGUACUAUCUGCCUGUGAGCAGCAGUACAGAAGGGGACACCUAUCAAAAUCUGAGGAGGGUUGGCCUAGUUUUGGGGACAAGCAGUAAGAUAAGGAAGCCGGUGGUUUGCGGGAUGGAAGCAAAGUUUUCAGUGCCGAGGAAAAGUUCUGGGGAAUCAGACUUCGGAAGCUCUCUCUCUAAUGGCCAUGUCGAAACUUUGCGGAAAAACUUCUCUGAGACAUUUUUGUGGAGAUUGGUAUCUGUUGAUUCAGAAGGGCAAAAUACAAUAACUGAAACGGUGCCAGACACUAUCACCAAGUGGCAAGGUUCCAUGUUCUGCGUGUCUGAGAAGGAAGGCUUUGGGAUAACAAAAUAUUCUGCCAACUUCACAUCAUUCCUGCCCUUCUUUGUGGAACUCUCUCUACCUUAUUCCUUAACCCGAGAAGAGAUCCUGGUGAUGAAGGCAUUCGUGUCCAACUAUUUGGAGGAGUGCAUCAAGAUCAUUGUGACCUUACAGCCCUCUGCUGAUUUUGAAGUAAUACCCCAGGAUGUAAAGCAGGACCAGUGCAUUUGCUCAGGAGGCAGAAGCUCUUACUCAUGGAACAUUAUUGCUUCAUCACUAGGUAGGAUCAGUUUUAUAGUUUCGGCAGAGACAACUCACAUUGGAGCCUCGUGCGAUGGACCCAGUGACCAAUCCCAGUCAACACGCAAGGACACUGUGAUACAGACCAUUCUUGUGCAGCCCGAGGGCAUAAGAAAAGAGGAGACAUCUAGCAACCUUGUGUGUGUUGAAGACUCCAAUGUUGAGAUGCCAAUCAACCUGACACUUCCAGAGAACAUAGUGCAGGGUUCUGCUUCUGCAUUUGUCACUUUUGUGGGUGAUGUUCUUGGUCUACCACUGAGCAAUCUUCAGAACCUUCUCCAGAUGCCCUAUGGGUGUGGUGAACAGAAUCUUGCCCGUAUGGCACCCAUUCCCUACGUGCUGGAAUAUCUAAACAACACAAAUCAACUUACUGAUGAAUUACUCCAAACAGCAGUUCAGUUCCUGAAUGAAGGGUAUUACCGGCAACUCCGAUACAAAUUACCAUCUGGUGCAUAUGAUGCCUUCUGGAGCUCACCAUCAGAUGGAAGUUCUUGGCUAUCGGCAUAUACCUUCAAAACGUUUGAAAAGGCCAAGAAAUAUAUAUAUGUCGAUGGGAAAAUCCAGCAACAGACCUUGCUUUACCUGCAGACAUCCCAAAAACUGGAUAAUGGCUGCUUUAAGGCAGAGGGAAAUCUGUUCAUGAGACAGUGUGGACAGGAGAGGGAUCUCUGCUUCACAGCCUACCUUGCCAUUGCUCUUCUGGAGUCCAACUACAGCUCUGGGAUGACCUUGUUGGAUGAUGCCCUGGGAUGCUUGGAGGCUGCUAUGAGCAGUGCUUCCACCCUUUACUUCAAAUCUUACACAGUUUAUGUCUUCACGCUGGUUCAAAACUGGGAAAUCCGAAAUACUCUACUAAAUGAGCUGAAAUCAAAGGUUGUCUCUGAGAGGGGCACCUUGCACUGGGAACGUGAAGACAAACUUGGACAAGAAGGAAUCCCUCUAUAUUACCCUAAUUAUUCCCCAGCAGAGGUGGAAAUCACAGCCUACAUGUUGCUUAGCAUUGCAAAAGGGUCUGAUCCUACCCAUGAUGACCUGACCUACAUGGCCCAGAUAUCAGUGUGGCUCAUUCAGCAGCAGAAUUCAUAUGGGGGAUUCCGAUCUACUCAGGACACAGUAGUUGCCUUGCAAGCUCUUGCUUUCUACGCUCAACUGCUUUUUAAAUCAAAUGCUCAUCACAAUGUGUUUUUGAGAAGUGAAUAUGGAGAUGUUGGACAGUUAAACCUGAGUGAACACAAUAGACUUGUCGUGCAAAGACUACAGCUACCUGAGGUCUCGGGGAACUACAGCAUAAGUAUCAAUGGGACAGGAUGCUGCUUGGUACAGAGCACCAUCCGAUACAACAUCCCAGUGCCCAAAGAAAACUCUGCUUUCUAUGUUGCCGCUGAUUCUGUGUCCAAGAACUGUCUCAAUGGAGUGGCUUAUACUAUAACCAUCACUGUCUCUGUUAGCUAUCGGGGUUUAAGGAAUGAAACCAACAUGGUGAUUAUAGAUAUACAGAUGCUGUCAGGAUACCAAGCAGACUAUCCCUCACUGAGACAGCUAGAAAACUCCCAGCAGGUUUCCAAAACAGAAGAGCAGGACAACCAUGUAUUCCUGUACCUCAAUGCUGUGCCCCUGAAGACUAUCCAGCUCUCGUUUAAAGUGCUCAUUGGCAGCAGGGUCCUAAAUGUGAAGAGUGCUUCAGUGUAUGUCUAUGAUUACUAUGAAACAGGGGAAAAUGGUUUUGCCUCAUACAGUCAACCUUGCUGAACACGAAUAACGUUAAUGCUUUCCUGGGGUUUUCAAAUGAAAAGAGCUUAUGCAAGAAAUCUGUACUUAACUACAUUACAGACACCAAGAUCCCAUUACAAUCCUCUGCAAGCAACAAUUGGAGCUGGAAUGAACCUCAAACUGCCAAAAUGUGGUGCUAGUAUUAAAUGACCGUGGGUGGGUAUGGGGGGAUAUGGAAACAGAUGACAUAGACUAGGGCUGGCACACACCACCUCUCUUAAUUGCUCUGUAUCAAUCUGAUGAAUGUUUCAUCUAUGCACUAUUAAAUUGGAAUUUAAUGGCA
Xenopus laevis (African clawed frog) is the source of this 4811-nucleotide messenger RNA. It is a transcript of the gene ovos5d.L, whose product is annotated as alpha-2-macroglobulin like 1 pseudogene L homeolog. The record is from RefSeq and is a predicted model, not a curated record. Lineage: Eukaryota; Metazoa; Chordata; Amphibia; Anura; Pipidae. Bases 182 to 4507 code for a protein of 1441 amino acids. The transcript is spliced from 37 exons.